Messenger RNA from Chrysemys picta bellii (western painted turtle), 2032 nucleotides. RefSeq lists its product as uncharacterized. The record is from RefSeq and is a predicted model, not a curated record. NCBI's taxonomy places the organism in Eukaryota, Metazoa, Chordata, Testudines, Emydidae.
CUCCCUUUCUCCCCAGGUGUCUUCAGAUCUCUUCCAGGUAAGGUAUAGUAAGGUAAAGCUGCCUGGCUGGGAGCCAGCAUAACACCUUGGCAACCCACACAGGCAGGUGCCUGCUAGUAGAUUCCAGCAGCCUCGACCAGGCCCCUUUAAUUGAUAGAAGUGAUAUUUAUUCAGCUGUCGCCUCAGGAAGAGGCUUUUGAGCCCUGCAGGUUCCUAAGCACAAACAAAUGUUUACAGGGCACUUCUGCAUGGCGUAUCUACAGGUGGCGUCAUCAGUGAGAGAAACAGUUGGCACCUGGCAGCCGGGACAGACGUGCUCAGUUUGGCUUUUACAAGGUGGUUGCCUGGUCAGAUGUGAAGGAAUUUCAGGGUCCUUCCCCCUGGGGGAUGUUUUUCAGGUUAUUGGUAGAAAUGUUUAUAACGGUGCUUCAUGGAGAAAACGAAAAGACCCUUUUUAACAUUCACUGCAAAGUCCAGCUUCUCCUGGAGAGCAUCAAACACUGCUGUGGCUAUGAGAAUGAAGGUGAAAUCGAGCUGGCAGACGUGAGUGGCCAGGUGAAGAAUUUGCUUCAGAACCAACAUUGCUAUGCCUCAGAGCUUCUGAGCGAGCGAGAGAUCUGUGUACUCCUCAGUGUCACACGUGGUGAAGGUUCUUCAGAGGUAGUAUUUACACCACUACUGAAAGAUGAAGGAGUUAUUAACCCUAAGUUCCUUGCUAAACUGUGUAACUGGGAAGAUUCCAAGGUCUCUUCUACCAGAGUGAAAUCCAAAAAGGCUGGCAAAAAACCAACUGUGCUCUUAGAGCUUCCGUCUGCAGAAGGCAAACGGAGUCCAUCGCCCCAGGGCAACAGGACUAAAUCUAUGAUUUCCUCUCCAAAACAAUCCAGGAGACCCUGAUAGUGGCAAAUCCCAAGGGAUGGUUGGUGCUGAGCUGUUGGAGGACCUCUCCUUUCCGGCUGCCAUUUGAAAAUGUUUCACGUUUGCUGGCUUGUUCCUUGGUGAAGCACCUGUUGGAUGGGUUGGGUCCAGGUCGGAGUCUGGAACACUAGGAACGUUACAUGCGUGUAUUGCCUUUCAUUCUGAAUGACCCCAAAUUUACUGUGGAAAAACACUUCCAUUCUCUGCUGGCCAAUUGGAAAGGAAGUGAGAUAAUGGCUUCCUUCAUGCUGGCUCACAGAAAAAUGCAAAGUUGCAUCUAAAGAGGGAGUAGCAUGACUUAGUGAUCUAAGUAUGGGCAUAGAAGGGGAGACCUUCUGAGCUGUAAUCCCUUUAUUGAGCCCUGCUACGCUGGACCACUGAUUUAUUGUUAAUUCAGCAGAAAAGGUGCAUGUGGUGCUUGACAGACCCAUUUAAAAUCACAGCUCCAUCCCACAAGGAAUUUACAGUCCAGCUAAAACUCUUUAGCUGGUGGCUAAUCUCACUGAGCUACUACUUCAGUGGGAUUACUCCCAUACUUGGAUUUAGGCAUAUGCUUAAGUACCUUGCUGAACAGAGGUUGUAAUGGUUAAUUCAUUACACUGAAUUAUCACUUUAUGUGAAACAUACUAUAAUGUUAGCCUGGAAAUUGGCUGACCUUCCUUUUGUAAGGCCUGGGUCAUGUAUCUUUGGUCCUUGGCUCCUCCAGUGGAUGAUUCAGAUGAAACCGCUCAGAAUAUUAGCCUUGCCUGGUGGUUUUCUCCGCACUGCUGCAAAAGUGACAACUCUAGGAGGUUUAUAGCUACCUGAUUAGGAGAGCUUAUGCAGGCAAAAUAUUUACCGAAGCCUGAGUAAGGACCACAGGUUCAGGCCCUAUAAGAUUACUAGGUUAUUGGAUGUAAAAUACAACUUGCACUGAUGUCAUGGUUAAUGUGUCACCAGCUUUAUGGGUACCAGCUGGAGGUUCUUUUGCUGAUUGGCUACUUUCUCUGUGAUUCAGAAUUCUACUUUGCUCCUUCUGAUUCAUGUAACCUUUGCUUUAUGUUAUGUACUUCAUCCCUUGGUGUGUCAGUGAACCAUUAGGGCUGUUUGUGUUGAAUGGCUUUCAUACAUGUCU